UUGGUGAUCAGAGCCAAUAGAAAGCUUAGUCUUUGAUGAUAUCCCCACGCAGUGCCUGAGAAGAGUCAGUGCUGAGCCUCCAGUGUUCCUUUCAUAUCUGCACCAAAGCUAGCCUGAGACCCUGCAAAGCAAGGCGUGCUCUCUUCAUUCGCAGCUCUUUUAAAUUGAGCUCUUAUGGGCAUCUGCAGCAGCCUGGUUGAGUCAGAACUGAAAGCAGCAGAGGGAGACCACACUUAAUCACUCCAUUGGAUAUAAAAUAACCUCCAGGAUACAGGGAACUGAAGAAAACCCCUCAGCUGGUUGCAGAUCACUUAAGACAGUUGAGCAAAUGCAACACUUCAUCCGAGAUUGAAAAGUCAAAGGCAGAAGAAUAGCUUCAGAUCAUGGACACUAUAGUCCAAAUUCACCUUACUGUCUUAAAUGAAAUGAUACCAGGGCAACACUGAGCAAAAAGCUUUGUCACAGGCUGCUAUAUAUGAUUGGAUAUGGAAUUUUGAGAAGGUGCCAGUUAUUAUCCUUUAAUCCAGGAUGCUCUGGAAACUUGCCUUAUCUGUUUUUCUGGUGGCGGCCUUGGUUAAAGUAACAGAUACCAGGAAAAACCGACCUGCAGGAGCAAUUCCAUCUCCCUACAAAGAUAGCACAAGCAACAACUCGGAGAGGAGGCAGCAUCUGAACAAAGAAGUACUGGCCUCCAGCCAGGAGGCCCUGGUGGUCACUGAGAGGAAGUACCUUAAAAGUGACUGGUGCAAAACCCAACCCCUGCGGCAGACAGUCAGCGAGGAGGGCUGCAUAAGCCGCACCAUCAUCAACCGUUUCUGCUAUGGCCAGUGCAACUCCUUCUACAUCCCCCGGCACGUGAAAAAGGAUGAGGAAUCCUUCCAGUCCUGUGCUUUCUGCAAGCCUCAGAAAGUCACCUCCUUCACUGUGGAGCUGGAGUGCCCUGAGCUGGAUCCACCUUUCAGACUCAAGAAAAUCCAGAAAGUCAAGCAGUGCAGGUGUAUGUCUGUGAACCUCAGCAACUCUGACAAACAGUGAAAGCAAGUAUCUGGCUACUGCUUGGCAUCACCCCAUCGGAUUUGCUGCUGUCUCUCCUCUUCCCUGAGCAGACUCAUUGUCUGGUUUUCUUUCUUCAGGAUGCAUCUCUCUAGCAGGGAAGGCUCACUUGUCAUUUGCCUACUGGAAAUAAAGCUUGGCCUGGGCUAUGUUAGGCACCUUGCCAUAAAACCUCAGCAUAUUUCCGAUCUAAUCAUCUUGCAAUUGAAUCUUUAAGGGUGGAGCCGGCCUCUCCGAAUUUGGGAUUGAUGAUCAUCUAGGUGAGCGAUGGCUGAAUCCAGCAUUUCCCACUAUGUGGGAAAAACCCUCUGCCCUACACUCCAGUCCUUUCUGUGGGAAGAAAAUGUGUCUCGCUACCUUUCCGUCUCACUCAGUGUUCAGUCUGGAGCUUUUCACCUUCCUAUUUAAGUGCUUGGUGCUGCCACCUGCAGCUGUGAGGUGCAGCUUUGGGAUACAGUACAGUGCUCAAAGAAAGGGAGGGGCAGUGAGCCUGAUCCAGGAACUCUCACGUUGGAUGACAGAAUGGCUCUGCACUCCUUGUCUGAGAUGGAGAUAAGCACGGGGAGAGGGAACGUUAGGCCAGCCACAGCUCUCUCAGCAGCCCCUGCUUUUCCGUCAACAGACUGAAGAUGGAUUCUUGUGCUGUUGCAAUUUGACUAUAUCACACACACAGUCUCUACGGCAAUGUUUAUUUUGUAACCUAGCUAUAGUAAAGUUGUUUAAAAUAUUAUUAGACCUAGCCAUGUAUAUUUUUCUUGUGGCAGAAUAUUCCGAAGAUUAGAUUAAAGUGUUUUUGAGUAAAUAGACUUGAUUGCUAGGUCAGUCACCUGACAUGAAACUGACAGGUUUUGAGUGGGCUUUCAGUAGAUUCUGCCUUAGUUUGUUCCGAAACCCAUCCAGUUAUUACUGUGUAUUUAUUCCUGCGAGGGGUGGGUUUGCGGGGAGGGUAUUAAAACAGUUGUAGGAGCAGUAUUUCACUUAAGUUAUUAAAGCAUUGCAGCACAAAGGACAGAUUGCAGUCAUUGUUGCUUUGAAUACAAAAGCUGCCUUACAUAUCAGUUUCUUCAGGUGUCGGGAGUGGCAUCUUCCACACAGCGAAUGGGAAUCAAGUGACCUUUGUCACGUUGAGGGAAGAGUAGGCUAGCAAGUGAUUGUAGAAUGUGGUCACAGCUACAGAAAUGAGAAAGGGUUCUGUCCCAUCCUUUACAAAUUGGGCGGGAAUAAGCUGUUGUAACUACUGCAGCACUGUUGCCCCAUUACAUUUUUGAUAUAGGGGUAUAAUGAAUCGAUGGAUAUUUCAAUUAGUUUAAAGUCCAUAGUAAGUUACUCACUCACCAAACUUUAGCAUGUUUGUAUAUUCAGUAUGUUCCGGUUCAGAUGUCUAAGACCAGUGGCUGUAAUGUCUUCUCUUUAAAUGCAGCAAGUUAAUCAAAGAGCACAGAAACUAAUACAAGAGACUAAUGUGUGACCUUGUUGCAUGUCUUAUAGCUUAGCAUCUGCAAUACUUCUGGGCUAGUGAAAUCAGCCUGUGGAGCACUUCUCUGGCAACGUCUUCAGGAAUGACCAAUCCAAAGGGUUAAAAGUGUUACAAACUGUUGCCAGCUAUGAGUUCAAUGGCAUAGUUCACUAUUAUGCGAGGCAGGCUGCUUUAAGAGGCUUUUGGUACUGAUCUCUGCUAGAGCUCACCAAUCGGUUUAUGGGGAUUGGCACGGGGAGGAUGGGAUCGGGUAGGUAUGUUAUCCCUACAUUGUUACAGCUACGUUGCAUGUAUUUUCUGCCUUGUUGUUACACAAUGUCAGAGCUGCCAAGGGAGAUUCCUAGUCUAGGGCUUGCUUUAGAGGCUGGUACUGCUACACUGUCAGCCAUACAAAUGGGCACUGCUGGAUCUAGGUUAUUGGGAGCUUUUUGACAGUAGAGAGGGAGUUUGAAAUGCCUGCAACCCAUUAGGGUUCUAGGAUUAUGAGUGUGUCCUUGAAGGAAGAGAUUGUAAAGCCAGGCCCAUGUGGUUAAAACUAGAUAGAAAUUCUCUGGGCCCUUCUUAAUUAUAUUAACUCUACAAAUUAUUUAAGGAAAAAAUAUGCAAGAAUGCUUAUUAAGCUACACCCAAGCAGGGUUUCUUACCAACUUGCAAUAUGAAUAUGCUGCAGCAUGAAGCUCCUCCUUGGGGCUGUUUGUAUGUAAAAACUGAAUAGAGCUUGUAAUGGUUCAAACUGUAUUUAAUUCUUGUUUUAUAAAUGAAAACAAAAAAAAUGAAGAAAUGCUAUAAUUAUUUUAUAGGUGUACUGUUAAAUUAUAGAACAAAUAAAGAUACUCUAGGGUUAUAUGGAUUCCAGGUGUGUGGGCUUUGCUUCUAACUUCAGAAUCUCUUACCACUAUUUUAACUGAUGGUGUAUUGGCUCAGUCUCCGGUUCUGCGAGGGCUCCAUUUCGAAUUUGCCACAAGACUCGGACAAAAGACUAUAUGUAUUUGUGCUACCUUGGGAGCGCGUGGGAACAAGACAGUUACAACCUGCUCUUGAGUUACCUUCUUGCUUGGAAAUGAGGAGGGGCAAUAACAUUCACUAGCCCUAUGUGUGGUAAAUAACAUCCCACUCACAAAUGCUGGUUCAGCUAUGCUGGCCAAUGACUUGUGAGGGCGGAGCUAAGGCUCCACCAAUGGCUGGCCUGCCUGUCCACAGAGGCUGUCCUGUGUCAUGCUUCAGCCUACAUGGUGCUACCCACAAUGCAGAUAGCCUUUCUAAGGAAGUAAAGGGAUGCCUUAUGCACUUGCCCUGAUAUUGCAAGGAAGAGAGUGGCCAAGAUUUCUAGUGAUUGGGUUGAACUGGAGAGAAGAUGGUUGCAUAGCAGGUGUCAGGAGUGUGUGGCUCUCCCGCUGCUUGUCAUUUGUCCUCCACAAAAUAAAUUCUUCCAAGUUUAA
Molecule: messenger RNA, 3969 nt
Organism: Caretta caretta (loggerhead turtle)
Lineage: Eukaryota; Metazoa; Chordata; Testudines; Cheloniidae
Gene: GREM2
Product: gremlin 2, DAN family BMP antagonist
Biological process (GO): animal organ morphogenesis
Molecular function (GO): BMP binding; receptor ligand activity
Source: RefSeq, a predicted model, not a curated record